Castor canadensis (American beaver) is the source of this 3041-nucleotide messenger RNA. RefSeq names its product ELOVL fatty acid elongase 4 (gene Elovl4). The record is from RefSeq and is a predicted model, not a curated record. Gene Ontology annotation, molecular function: fatty acid elongase activity. Gene Ontology annotation, cellular component: endoplasmic reticulum; endoplasmic reticulum membrane. Gene Ontology annotation, biological process: very long-chain fatty acid biosynthetic process; sphingolipid biosynthetic process; fatty acid elongation, saturated fatty acid. NCBI's taxonomy places the organism in Eukaryota, Metazoa, Chordata, Mammalia, Rodentia, Castoridae.
ACGUGACGCCGGGAGGAGAUUGGAGCUGCGGCGGCGCGCGGCAGCAGAGUGGUGCAGCGCCGGGCGCUCGCGGCGGGACCUCCUCCUCCUCCUCCUCCUUCCCCCGGGAGCUUUGACGACACCUGGUGCUCCUCGCUCGGCGCCUCCGGCCCUCGCCGCUGCCGGGAGGAGGAGGAGAAGACGCAGCGGGGUCGCCGCCGUUAGUAGGGUCCCCGGCCGCCGCUCGCCACUCGGCCACCACCUCCGAGGUCACCCCUCCCGCGGGGUCUCCACUUCUCUUCGGCCACCGCCUGCGCCCGCUGAUCGCCGCGAUGGGGCUCCUGGACUCGGAGCCGGGUAGUGUCCUGAACGUGGUGUCCACAGCGCUCAACGACACCGUGGAGUUCUACCGCUGGACCUGGUCCAUCGCAGAUAAGCGGGUGGAAGACUGGCCGUUGAUGCAGUCCCCGUGGCCCACGCUAAGCAUUAGCACCCUCUAUCUCCUGUUUGUGUGGCUGGGUCCCAAGUGGAUGAAGGACCGGGAACCGUUUCAGAUGCGCUUAGUGCUCAUUGUCUAUAAUUUUGGGAUGGUUUUGCUUAACCUUUUCAUCUUCAGAGAGUUAUUCAUGGGAUCGUAUAAUGCAGGAUAUAGUUAUAUUUGCCAAACUGUGGAUUAUUCUAAUAACGUUCAUGAAGUCAGGAUAGCUGCUGCUUUGUGGUGGUACUUUGUAUCUAAAGGGGUUGAGUAUUUGGACACAGUGUUUUUUAUUCUGAGGAAGAAAAACAACCAAGUUUCUUUCCUUCAUGUCUAUCAUCACUGCACAAUGUUUACAUUGUGGUGGAUUGGAAUUAAGUGGGUUGCAGGGGGACAAGCAUUUUUUGGAGCCCAGAUGAAUUCCUUUAUCCACGUGAUUAUGUACUCAUACUAUGGGCUAACUGCCUUUGGCCCGUGGAUUCAGAAGUAUCUUUGGUGGAAACGAUACCUGACCAUGUUGCAGCUGGUUCAGUUCCAUGUGACCAUUGGACACACAGCACUGUCUCUUUACACCGACUGCCCCUUCCCCAAAUGGAUGCACUGGGCUCUAAUCGUCUAUGCAAUCAGCUUCAUAUUUCUCUUUCUCAACUUCUACAUUCGGACAUACAAUGAGCCUAAGAAAGCAAAAACUGGAAAAGUAGCCAUGAAUGGUAUUUCAGCAAAUGGUGUGAACAAAUCAGAAAAACAGCUAGUGUUAGAAAAUGGAAAAAACCAGAAAAAUGGAAAAGCAAAAGGAGAGUAAAUUGAACUGGGCCUUAACUGUGGCUGACAGUGAGGAAAUUCCUAUGUCAUAUAAAAUUUCAGGGCAACAGAAGCAAAGGAGGGUUUGGGGUGGGGAGAAAAGGCAUAUGUGCUCUGUGUACUGGUGACCUUUAGACUGACUAAAGUGUUCAAUACAAUACCCAGAUGUUUUAUUUAUAAAGUUUUUAUUUUAAACCUUUUUUUUUUUUAUUAGCCUUGAUAUUGUCCAGACCAAAGCAGUCACAAUGUGACUUUGGAGACUCUCUUUCUAUUCAUUGUCCAUUUGUCCAAUGGGUGAAAUUUUCUCAUGAAUCUAAUAUUCACUGAUUGUUCAAUCUGGAUUUUAGAUGAUCACAGAAACACAGUCUUUAUGAGUUCACUUUUUGGCUAAAUGACCAUUACCUACUGAUUAAAAUCAGUAACCUCACAUUUUCUUGUCCAAAGACAGAAAUGUGGAUGGGGACAUUUGAAUUUGUGCUUUUGAAUUCAUUUAUUGACCAUUGUGGUUGAAUCUCUCCACCUCAGAAUAUACCCUUUUGGUUGUAAUUAAAUUUAAAAAAUCUGCUGAUCUCUGUAGACUCUUAGAGGCUUGAUGAUGAUGGUGUUGGUGAAAAUAAGAAAGAAUAAAAUACUGUUUAGUAAAAUCCUGUCUAGUGACCCAAAGGUCACCAUGACUUGCAGCACAAAUCACUGUGGGAAACGAUUUUUGUGAUGAAAAGGCAGCCUUUGAAUACUCCAAUACAUUAUGAAAAUUAAGAUUAUUGUCUGAUUAAAACAUGAAGCAACUCAUGUCUUUAUUAAUAACAUCAUAAGAUAGUUACAUUUAUUUGCAGUUAGAAUUCCCAGAGUAUGUUGAUUUUUAUCAGGCUUUCCUUGUUUUGAUUUGUGGCUGUUACUGAUUUUUCAUAUAUAGAAAUAUACCUACCUCUUCUGUUGGAAAGAACAUUUAAAAUUAAAUAAAUUUUAAUUUAAAAAAUCAAGGAGUCCUCUAAUGUAAAUUCUAACUUUUGAACUUUCAAAUCCACAAGUAUUUUUUUUUGACUUUUUUACAAAUAGCAUACACCAAACAUUUUUGUGAAAUUGUCCUUCUCUUUCAGUGUUUUAAUUUUGGAAUAAUAUUUCCCAUGUGUCUGAGUUUUGCAAAAUCUUAUUUAUUUACUAGACAUGAAGCAUAGAACUAUUUGGGUGCAAUAUUCUUGACUCCUUGGUGCUAAAGAUAGUUAAAUUCAGUGCUGAUGUUACAAGGUGUUAAUUGUUAAAACAGUGAGAGUAGACAGAACUAAGUUAAAUUUGCUAUUUGCAAAUGAAAUAUUUCAUGUAGUAGAAAUGAGCAGCUGGAAAUAAAGUGAAAAACAGAAUUUGUACCAUGUUUUAUUACAUAGAUUAAUUUGUUAGGGGAUGCCACAGAGGGAUCACUAUAGAAAGAGAAAAUGUGACAAAAUAGCAUGAAUAUUUGUAAGUAUCUCAACAUGUCAAAGACUGCAUGUGUAGGAUGUAUGCUGUUUGUAAAACUAUUUCAGAAUAUUUUGUAAACUAUAAAAUAUUUAUUGUGCAUUAAAAUUAUAUACUUUUCCCCCAAGGCAUGCAGUCAUGAGAAUUACAAAAAAUUCGUGACACAUAUACAGUAGUUUGGCCUAAGAAGAUUCAGCACUGUUGUCUUUGUUCCUCAGUGUGUGAUGACUAGAGAUUUUUAAUCUUUGUGAACAUUCUGUACUGAUUUUGCAGAGCUAUUCAUUCCAGGCUACCUGAUUUCAGCACAAUAAAUAUAUACUGCUGUAGGAAAAAU